Molecule: messenger RNA, 537 nt
Organism: Lactuca virosa
Lineage: Eukaryota; Viridiplantae; Streptophyta; Magnoliopsida; Asterales; Asteraceae
Source: the annotation of a GenBank genome assembly
GUUCUGAUUAUGACAAAUUUUAAGGCGAUUGCUGGAGAAGGUGGGGUUCCAUUUUUCUACCGGGCAGGUUUCGAGUUUGAGGAAAUGUUUGUUGGUGUGGGUGCUCGGAGGGUGAGAUCUUUGUUUCAAGCAGCAAAGAAGAAGGCUCCAUGUAUCAUCUUUAUUAAUGAGAUAGAUGUUGUUGGAUCCACUAGAAAGCAGUGGGAAGGUCAUACAAAGAAAACACUUCAUCAACUGCUUGUGGAAAUGGACGGGUUUGAACAAAAUGAGGGCAUAAUUUUGAUGGCUGCGACAAACUUGCCUGAUAUUCUUGAUCCGGCUUUAACAAGACCUGGUAGAUUUGAUAGGCAUAUUAUUAAUGAGAAUAGGUGGUACGAGUUUGAUGAUAGCCAUGUUUCAGGCAUCAUUGAAGAUUAUGUCAAUUCGAAUGCUGCAUAUGUGUUAUUCUACAGGAGGCUGAAAUCCGAUACCAAUGGGAUUGCUGUUCUGAAGAAUUUCAGGAACAAACCUAAGUCUAAAAUAAUCAACUUAAAUUGA